ACUGUCAAACAAUGAAUGGUGACCGAAACUCACCCCCAUCAAUUUGACAAAGAGAGGCACCGGCCGAGCGGAGAUUCCUUUGGUGGCGAACUUAACCCUGGAAGUCGUCUUCUUCAAUCACAGAGGAAACUCCUCUUCUCCUCUGAGUAUAAUAAUCCAGAAAAAUGCUUUUCCACAGAAUAGCUGAGGUUGAGCCUCCGAGUCCGUUGAGGUACCUAAUAGGAGCGGCGAUCAUGAUGAUCGGAGUUGUGUUACCCGUCGGUUAUAUGAUGUUCCGUAACAAGCGGGUCCCCUCCGCUUCCUCGUACCCCAAACAGACGUAGAGCAAAGUUUUGAUGUAGAGUAGUGAAAUUGCAAAGACGGAAUUUUAAAUAAUAAUCAAUUAGUUGUGAAGUCUAAAGAAGACGGGAAAGGAGACCUUGAUGGAUCUGCAAAUCUGAAUGUACAUGUAUUGGGACUCCAUUGUGUUAUAUUGUUUUUCUGGGAUUAUAAUUCUGGUUAAUUGAACGAAGCGCAUCUGCUCUGAUUCAGUUCUUCUCAUUGUUUGUUUUCAUCAUGUAGCUUCAUUGGUGUCUAUUGUUUAUGCUUGCCUUUCUUUUCUGGAAUAUACAUUGUGGUUUUUCAUUCUCUUCUUUUUUGUAAUUUUUGAAUGGGUUGUCCGAUAGCUCUUGUUCAUUCUUAAAGAAUUUAUGAUUUUGCUUCUUA
Mangifera indica (mango) is the source of this 705-nucleotide messenger RNA. RefSeq lists its product as uncharacterized. Bases 165 to 323 code for a protein of 52 amino acids. NCBI's taxonomy places the organism in Eukaryota, Viridiplantae, Streptophyta, Magnoliopsida, Sapindales, Anacardiaceae. Gene Ontology annotation, cellular component: Golgi apparatus. The record is from RefSeq and is a predicted model, not a curated record. The transcript is spliced from 3 exons.